AUGGUUUCGGCAUUUGCAAGGCCGGCUUCGCUGGAGAUGAUGGUCCUCGUACUGUUUUCCCUUCUAUCCUCGGUGUUCCCCGUCACAAGGUUACCAUGGCCGGCAUGGGGACAGGAGGACACCUAUGUCGGAAAUGAGGGUCAAAAGAAAUGUGGUUUGCUCACAUUGAAGCACCCUAUUGAGCAUGGUAUUAUUGACUGGGAUGAUAUGGAGAAGAUUUGGCACCAUACCUUCUACAAUGAACUCCGUGUUGACCCUGAGAAACACCCUGUUCUCUUGACCCGAGGCUCCUCUCAAUCUCAAGCCUAA
Molecule: messenger RNA, 309 nt
Organism: Lobosporangium transversale
Lineage: Eukaryota; Fungi; Mortierellomycota; Mortierellomycetes; Mortierellales; Mortierellaceae
Exons: 2
Coding region: 1-309 (102 amino acids)
Source: RefSeq, a predicted model, not a curated record